GCCAGGGGGAUCAUUUAAGGGGAUCAGCCCCUCCCUCAGUUGUUCAGCUGAUCAGAGAGGUGUCGGGAAACUUAGUGGAGGCUUGGGACCUCUAGGGGAGCACGUACCCAGCAAUGUACCAAGGAGCUUCCGAAAGGAAAAGACUCUAUUCCGGAAGGCUUAAAGGGACCACGCCCUCGGGUGUCGAUACGGAUAGAUGGAAGCUAUGCUAAACCCAUCCUUGACACCAGGGCGCAGGACAAGUUGUUGUACAGUUCGUUGUACAACCGGUUUCUGAAGCAUUUGCCCUUGACAACAUUAAGGGCACUGGAGAUUUGGGGUACCAAUGCCGGUGAUUAUCCAUAUGACCGUUACUGGUCAGUGGAACUGGAGUUUUUGAAGGUCAAUGUGUGGGAGUCAAAUGGCCGUGAAUCGUUAAUACUGAUGUGUCCGGACCCUGGUGCGACGGGCAGUGUUUUGAUUCUGGAGGGGACCAACACCUCGCUGAUGAGGAAGCGCAUGGGGGCCUGCCAGGAGGAGGCGGGUGAGAGCUGUCUGGGGGCACUGUCUGUGCACCCAGUGUUUCGAGCUGAAUACAGUCCUGAGGGCCAAAGACGCUAUGGUCUGUCUGAAUGGUGCGACGUGGUUUAAUGUGCUGGAUCUGAGAAGUGGAUGUUGCCAGAUCCCGAUAAGUGAGGCCAACAAGGAGAAGACGGCCGUUAUAGAUUCCGUAGGAUUCUUCCGUUCCGAAAAGGUGCCACAGGACGUAUCCGGAGUCCCUGCAACCUUCCCGCAGGGCAUGGGGACGACCAUGGGGGAUAUGGAGGUGCGUGGAGUAUUGGUGUAUCUGGAUGACCUCCUAGCAUUGGAAUUCGUCUUGGAAGACUAUGAAGCGAGGCGAGUGACGGAUCCUGGGCGAUUGGGGAUUAACGAAGUAAAACUUCCUUUGAACGAGUGCCAGGUCUGGAGAAGUACGCAACUCCUGAGAGAGGAUAUUUGCAUCGCUGAACUGAACGCUCAUAAAUGCAGGCUGGAGACUGAGUGCUGCAAUUCUGGGACAACUAUUGAAGAAUUGGAGUUCACGCUCGUCAAACUGGAGACGGGGAAACGGAAUUCCGAGCCGAAACUUCUGUCAUUUACUGAUGAAUUUUCCAGAGAGACGAAACAAUGACCAACCUUCGAAAGGAUAAGCAGGAACUCAAGAAACCGAUCCAGAACAGAUUGGAAGAAGCUGGUGGUGUAAUUGCGUCCCAGAUGGAGAUGAACUCGAAGCGUGAGUCAGAACUGCUGCGACUGGGGCGAGAGUUGGAGGAGUCGGAGAAGAAGCUGACGUCUCGACUGCAGCAGGCUGAAGAGGCUGCAGACGCAGCCCAGGCUAAGUGCUUGCGUUUGGAGAAAAUCAAACAGCAGCUACCGAUCAAGGAAAGGGGAAGAUUACGGAUUCGAAACAUGAUGUGCUGGAUGUGUGCUAUUGUUUUCGCGGGCUUUGAGCAGAAGGUGCGAUGGGGACAGAUACUGGAGACGCGAUGCUUAAACUGGGCGACGCAACGAACCCCGAGCGGGAGUCCGAGGCCUAGGGUCUUCGGCGAGGAGAGGAGACGAAGACAGACUCGUGUGGAGCGUCUGGUCGACAACCGUGGUUGAUCCCAGGUGGCGGGUCGAGGGGGUCGGAGGGGAUCGAAUGGUGGAUAGAAGACUCCGUUAAUUGAGCUCCAACUGUGUGCAUGAAGUGUUUGCACUUUGAUAAGUUUGGCGCCUUUUACUUUCCUUUUAUAUUUAUCACUAUUAAUGACAUAUUUCCAGUAAGAUCUAUAGAGUUUAAUCAUUUAAUCGCAUAUGGUGUAUUGUCUGUUAUUGGCGGGGUGGGGUACAUCACACAGCAUCCACACAAACUUGAUUACUCAGUUUGAUGGGGCCAAAGGCUGCUCCCCCUAGACGAAAGUGAGCUGAGUGAGUCUGAGGCUUACCAGGGGGCUGCACUUGUAACUCAUGCCAUAGGCUCUGAUUAAGCCUCAUCUCCUGCCUGUUCUUUCUCUAAUCUCUGUUGCACACUAUCUUUGAUUUAUUUAUGUUUUCCCCUUCCUCAGCCUUAUGACUCCAGUUUCCAGCCUCUGCCAAAUUAGUUUAUACCCUCCCUAACAGCUCUAUUAAAUGUGCCUGCUAAUAUAUUGGACCCCUUUGGGUUCAGGUGUAACACGUCCUUUUUGCAUAGGUCGUACCUCCUCCAGAAGAGGCCGCAAUGAUCCAGAAGUCUGAAGCCUUUGCCCCCAACACCAGUCUCUCAGCCACACAUACUAUCGUUGCUCUCUCUAGCACGUGGUACAGGCAGCAAUCCCGAGAUUACAACCCUAGAGGUUCUGCCUUUCAGCUUCCUACCUAACUCCUUGAAUUCUCUCUUCAGGUCCUCCUCCCGUUUACUACCUAUGUCAUUGGUACCAACGUGUACCAAGACUUCUGGCUGGUCACCCUCUCCCUUCAAAAUAAUCUGCACCCGAUUCGAGACAUCCUGUACCCUGGCACCUGGGAGGCAACAGACCAUGCGGGUAGCUCUAGCAGGCUGACAGAACCUCCUGUCUGCUCCCCUCACUACGGAAUUCCCUAUGACUAUUGCAUUCCUUAUUUUCCUCUUUCCCUUC
Messenger RNA from Mobula hypostoma (lesser devil ray), 2615 nucleotides. RefSeq names its product myosin heavy chain, cardiac muscle isoform-like. Lineage: Eukaryota; Metazoa; Chordata; Chondrichthyes; Myliobatiformes; Myliobatidae. Bases 1147 to 1623 code for a protein of 158 amino acids. The record is from RefSeq and is a predicted model, not a curated record. The transcript is spliced from 2 exons.